Drosophila subobscura is the source of this 516-nucleotide messenger RNA. Its product is annotated as dynein light chain roadblock-type 1. The record is from RefSeq and is a predicted model, not a curated record. Gene Ontology annotation, molecular function: dynein intermediate chain binding. Gene Ontology annotation, biological process: microtubule-based movement. Gene Ontology annotation, cellular component: cytoplasm; cytoplasmic dynein complex; centrosome. The transcript has a single exon. NCBI's taxonomy places the organism in Eukaryota, Metazoa, Arthropoda, Insecta, Diptera, Drosophilidae. Bases 64 to 369 code for a protein of 101 amino acids.
ACCGCUCUCCAAGUAGACAAAUUAUACAAAAAUCAAAUAAUUUUCACAUAAAUUUCUGACAGGAUGAAUCGCAUUCUGGAGGAUGUUAUCCGUAAGAACGCUGACACCAUCGAGCGCAUCACGGGCGAGAACACAAUGGGCUACGUGGUGGCAGACAACACGACCAAUUCCGUGGCCGAGACCUCGUUCGACAACACCGGGGCCCAGGCGAUCGUGAAGCACUUGCACGGGGUACUCGUCAGCUCGUGCCAGAGUGUCGUCCGGGACCUGGAUCCCACCAACAAGCUGUGCUUCCUGCGUGUCGCCACGCGCAAGUUCGAGUAUCUGGUGGCCCCCGAGGAGGACUUCACCAUAACCGUGCUGCAGUAGCCAGCUGGAUUGGGAUCGACUGGAGGCGGCGUUUGUUCUAUUAUCAACUGUUCUGUGUGUGUGGUUCCCUCUACAUUAUAAUACAAGGAGUUCUUCAGUUGUUUAUGGGGCAACGAUGAGCUGAAACUGAACCCUUUCAAUUGCUAA